Messenger RNA from Glycine soja, 939 nucleotides. RefSeq lists its product as uncharacterized. The coding region runs from base 18 to 851 and encodes 277 amino acids. Lineage: Eukaryota; Viridiplantae; Streptophyta; Magnoliopsida; Fabales; Fabaceae. The transcript is spliced from 6 exons. The record is from RefSeq and is a predicted model, not a curated record. Gene Ontology annotation, molecular function: phosphoprotein phosphatase activity.
AUCCCGAAGGAAAUACAAUGAAUACUGAAUCAACUACAACAGACAAAAGGAAAAAUGAUAAAGAGUUGUCUUCCUUUACAGACGAAAUGAAGAUGACAUUAGCUGCUUCUGUCAUAAAAGAAGAUCUUAGUUCAGAAAUUUCUAAAUUUUCUUUGGAUGGAACUCAAGUUCGUAGUUUGAAGAAAAGACUAAUUGUUCUUGAUAUAAAUGGGUUGUUAGCGGAUGUAGUUUCUCCUCCUCCAAAGGGUCACAAAGCAGAUGCAACCAUUGCGAGGAGAGCCAUAUUCAAGAGGCCCUCCUAUCUUGAGUUUCUAGAGUUUUGCUUCGAUAAAUUUGAAGUUGGCAUAUGGUCUUCAAGAAUGAAGAAAAAUGUUGAUCGAGUCAUUGAUUAUUUGAUGGGAGACAUGAAAAAAAGGUUGCUUUUCUGUUGGGACCUUUCUCACUGCAUUGAAACAACCUUCAAAACUCUUGAAAAUAAGCAUAAGAGUGUGGUUUUUAAGGAUUUGAGGAAACUUUGGGAUAAACAUGAUCUUGAUCUUCCAUGGGAGAAAGGAUAUUUCAAUGAAUCAAAUACAUUGUUGUUAGAUGAUUCUCCUUAUAAAGCAUUGUUUAAUCCUCCAAACACCUCAGUCUUCCCUCAUACGUUCACUUAUCAGAAUGAAAGUGACAACUCCUUAGCUGAAGGAGGGGAGUUGAGAAUAUAUUUGGAUGGUUUGGCAAAUGCUGAAGAUAUGCAUAAGUACAUUGAGGAACACCCAUUUGGCCAAGAAGGAAUUAAUGAAACAAGUGAAUCUUGGGACUUCUAUCGCCAAGUUAUUGAUAGCCUUUCUGCAGGUCAAAGCAAUUCUUAAUUUGAUGAGAAAAUGAAAUAUAGAAGGGUUUUCAUUUUUUUCUCAUCUGCAAUAAAGCAGUUUGUUUUGAUCGUUAAACUUUAUAUCA